CGUUGUUUGGUUCUUGCUCACUGCCAUGAUCGAUGGAGACAUACUACUACUCUCAGUUUAAUCACGCCGUCGUUCAAAUCGUUUUGUUCGAUAAAGUAACCAAUGCCGCCGCCAUCAGGUCUCGCAUUGUCCAGGCUGCUAAAAUUAUUGGUGUCGACGGAGACACUGAGCGUGAAGCUGUCAACUUCGCCUUCAUUGAUGCACGGCUGAUAUCAAGCCCACUUCAUCUUCAGACAGCAAUUUACCAAGCCCUUUUAGCAGAGGCGCAGGGUCAACUUCGGACCAAAACGAUCCACUCAGAGAUACUAUGGGCAUUGAACCCCACCAACAAUAUCACUGAAGCCAUUCGACGAUAUGGGGUAUCGGAUGCCUCCACCACGCUUAUUCUUGUCCGUGUAGAUGUCUCAGAUAUCCCUGAUAUACAGCGUCGCAUGUCCGACAUCGUCCAAGGCUCUAUCGUGCCUUUUGAAGCGCUGGGCCAGAUGACGGACUGGUCAACUAUCCAAAAGCAUUAUAAAUUGGACUCAGAGCCAGUCCUGAAAGAGGUGCAAGGGAAUAAGGAUCGAGAACAUUCCAUCGUCGACAAUAUUGUUGUAAGCUCAGUAGCAAUGAAGAAUGUCAUGGCAUGAAUUCGAUUAUUGGUGACAUCCAGCAAGUCAUCCGUAUCGCC
Suillus paluster is the source of this 670-nucleotide messenger RNA. Its product is annotated as kinase binding protein CGI-121-domain-containing protein. Bases 33 to 629 code for a protein of 198 amino acids. NCBI's taxonomy places the organism in Eukaryota, Fungi, Basidiomycota, Agaricomycetes, Boletales, Suillaceae. Gene Ontology annotation, biological process: tRNA threonylcarbamoyladenosine modification; telomere maintenance via recombination. The transcript is spliced from 4 exons. The record is from RefSeq and is a predicted model, not a curated record. Gene Ontology annotation, cellular component: nucleus; cytosol; EKC/KEOPS complex.